Molecule: messenger RNA, 1545 nt
Organism: Penicillium paradoxum
Lineage: Eukaryota; Fungi; Ascomycota; Eurotiomycetes; Eurotiales; Aspergillaceae
Product: WD40 repeat domain-containing protein
Exons: 1
Coding region: 1-1545 (514 amino acids)
Molecular function (GO): protein binding
Source: RefSeq, a predicted model, not a curated record
AUGUCUUCCAACGACCAGCAACACGAUCAUGAGGAGGACGCUUAUAUGCAGGCCGAUGAUGCUGAAGAGAUCUUCGAUCGUGAUGAGGAUCACCAUAUGUCAGACGGAGAAUACGAUGACCAGAAUAUGACCAUCCAAGAUGAGAUCACCUUCCAAAACGACUCAGCGGCACACUUCGACUCGCACUCAGACUCUGUGUUUUGUGUUGCGCAGCACCCAGUUCACAACAAUAUCAUCAUUACUGGGUCUGGUGAUGACACAGCUUACAUAUUUGAUUCGACACCCGCACCACGUCCCGUUCUCCCCUCCAGCUAUGAAUCCAAUCCUCAACCCAGGGAGCGGGAGGCGCUAUCGCCUCUGGCCAAGCUUGAUGGACAUACUGACACUGUGAAUGCGGUGGUCUUCACCGAACCGGCGGGAGCUUAUGCCAUCACGGCUGGUCUGGAUGGCAAGCUACGAGCUUAUCGUGAUACCACACCUCAGAAGACCGGACUGGCAUGGGAGUUCUUUGGUGAGGCCCAGGAAGUGGAGGAAAUCAACUGGAUGGCCGUGUGCCCCUACCAGCAGGGCAAUGAAGCGACCCAAAAUGUCGUUGCCAUUGGUUCCAAUGACGGCAGCGCAUGGGUCUUCCGUAUCGAUCAUACUGAUUCCGCCCAACCUAUCUCCAUCAUCCAGACCUUCUUCUCUCAUACCGAAUCUUGCACUGCGGGUGCAUGGACGCCUGACGGAAAUCUGCUGGUGACUGUUUCUGAGGAUGGAAGCUUCUAUGUUUACGAUGUCUUUGGAGCCGCCGCCGCCGCCGGCAUCGAAUACUCCCCUGGUACCAAUGCUGUGCUUGGAUUGACCGCAGAGGAUCAGCGCUUUGCUGUCGAGGGUGGUCUUUACACUAUUGCCAUUUCUCCUAGCGGAGGCAUUGCUGCUGUCGGUGGUGCAGAGGGUAAUAUUCGCGUUGUCGGCCUCCCUCGAGUCACAGCAUCUGUCCCGGCAGCCAAGGGCAAAGGCAAAGGCCAAGCUUCUCAAGCAGCUGGUGCGACCGCUGCAGGCACCAUCAUGGCCGCGCUGCAGACUCAAACCGACGGUAUUGAGUCGCUUUCCUUCUCCCAGGCUCCAUUCACCCUUCUGGCUGCUGGAUCCGUUGAUGGUUCAAUUGUGAUGUACGAUGCAGCUCAUCGGUUUGCAGUCCGUCGGCACAUUAGGGAUGCCCACGAUGGUAGUGCCGUUGUUAAGGUUGAGUUCCUGCCAAGCCGUAAACAACUCGGAGCAGCUGUCUCGGGACCACUUGCCUCUGCUUCCGCAGCCCAGCAGAGCCGCUCUUGGAUGCUCACCUCUGUUGGCCUGGAUGGCGUGGUCCGCCGUUGGGACGCACGUGGUGGUACCACCGCGGCUGCUCAGGGUUUGAUGCAGGAGUGGAAGGGACACAUGGGUGCCACGGAAAAUGACGAAGGCGAGCAAGCCGGUGGUAUCAUGGGAUUCGUGCAGACCUUUGAUGGAAAGCGCAUUGUCACUGCUGGUGACGAUGGUAUCUCGCUGGUGUUUGAGGAAUAG